AUGUGUGUUUGUUACAUGGUGGAUAGCACCGCCGCGGGUUGCGAGCCAUGGGCGGAGUUUUGUGCACAUGACCCGCAAGCUGCGGCGCCGGCACUGUGCGUGCACCCCGGUGGAUCGGCCUUGCGCACCGCCGUCGGGUUGCAGUCGUACCCGCCGCCGCCACCCGCCGACCCGUGCAUCCUGAACUCAACGGACCCGUCGUGCAAGUCGUACAAGUACCCGGACAGUGCAGCGCUCGCCAACAUCAACACUCUGUGCAACUCGAUGCCGGACAUGCCGGGAUGCGCCAUCGCCAGGGCAUGUGCCUCGGACCGGCGCCGUGUGUCGGACAAGUACUGCCGGCCCUUCGUGUUGCUGGCCACCCUGUGCCAUGACAUGCCGGGGAUGCGGGAUGGGUACAGGUCUGGCCGGACAUCUAGGCGCGUACACUUUUAA
Volvox carteri f. nagariensis is the source of this 435-nucleotide messenger RNA. RefSeq lists its product as uncharacterized. NCBI's taxonomy places the organism in Eukaryota, Viridiplantae, Chlorophyta, Chlorophyceae, Chlamydomonadales, Volvocaceae. The transcript has 3 exons. The record is from RefSeq and is a predicted model, not a curated record. Bases 1 to 435 code for a protein of 144 amino acids.